AUGUCCAGCAAAAUCGAAACAGUGGUUGUACUCGGAGGCUCUGGAAAUCUAGGCGUUCUUGUUGUCUCGGCUCUUAUCAGCACCGGCUUCAAGGUUUCAGUGGCUGUUCGGCAAUCCUCAGCAACGGCUUACGCUGCGUCAGUGACAGUCUAUAAAACCGACUACUCGAAAGAUUCUCUUGCUUCAAUUUUCCAAGGGCAGGACGCAGUGAUUUCCUGCAUUCCUCGAACACGAGUUGCAGAUCAAAAGACUGUAGUUGAUGCCUGUAUCCGUGCCGGCGUAAAGCGCUUUCUACCUAGCGAAUAUGGUGGCGACACAACAUUGCCUGAUAUUGAGAAACGGAUCUCAUUUACUGCUGGGAAAAAGGAAUUUGGGGACUAUCUCGUAGGGAAAGAAUCAGCGGGCCUUACUUGGACAAGGGUUUUUACUGGCCCGUUCUUCGACUGGAUGCUUACCCAGUCUGCGCGAGAAAUGAAUCUUGGCAUGGGUGUAAUGGGCUGGGAUCUUGAGUCGUUUAAAGUUACCAUGUUCGAUUCUGGUGAUCAAGAAUUCAGCUGCACCAACAUAAAGACCGUUGCGGAGGCUAUUGCUUCUGUGCUCACGCAUGCAGAUGAUACCAAGAACCAAAAUGUUUACGUCAGUUCGUUCCCGCGGUUAACUCAAAAUGAAGUAUUGGCAGCUCUUGAGCGACUUUCUGGCAGAAAAUUUGAAGUAACCCAAGCUUCCACGGACGAUCUUGCAGCAAAGGGUGAAGCACGCAUCAAGCGUGGCGAGUGGUUACAAGGAUACAUUGAAACUGUAUCGGCCUCUUGUUAUGCGCCUUGGGGUUAUAACACGUUUGGUGCUCGUGCCGAAAAAUGGAAUGCUAUUUUAGAGCUAGCCAAGGAGAAUCUAGAUGACACCUUGAUACAGGUACUAGGAAUAAGCAACAAAUAG
Molecule: messenger RNA, 936 nt
Organism: Trichoderma gamsii
Lineage: Eukaryota; Fungi; Ascomycota; Sordariomycetes; Hypocreales; Hypocreaceae
Exons: 3
Coding region: 1-936 (311 amino acids)
Molecular function (GO): oxidoreductase activity
Source: RefSeq, a predicted model, not a curated record